AUGACAGGUCCGGUGCAGAGCUGUUCCGCCACAGGAACAAACAGGCAGAAGUCAGGCUGGGAGCAGGCAGAAUCCGUUGUCAAGGGCGGAAGGCAGAAACCGCUUGUGGGAAAAGGAAAACAUUUCAUCGCAUACUCCCUUGCUGUGGAUGAGAGCACCGACAUAUCGGACAUUGCUCAGCUGUCAAUUUUCAUCCUAGGAGUGGACUCAAGCCUGUGCGUGACAGAAGAGUUGUUGGGAUUAUGUCCAAUGCAUGGCACAACUACAGGAAAGGAUCUGUAUGAACAGGUAUCUGGGUGUGUAAAUGACAUGGAGCUGCCUUGGGAUAAACUUGUGGGACUAACAACAGACGGAGCGCCCACAAUGUGCAGUCAUAAAAGUGGCUUGGUGGCAAGGAUUCGGGAGAGAAAAAAGGAGAACGACGGCACGGGUGAGCUGAUAUCUUAUCACUGCAUCAUACACCAGGAGUCGUUGUGUGGCAAAGCUUUGAAAAUGGAACAUGUAAUGAGCACCAUAACACGAGCAGUUAACUUCAUUAGAGCAAAAGGUUUAAAUCACCGCCAGUUCAAGACGUUUCUGGAGGAGUUAAAUUCUGAGUAUGGUGACCUGCCCUAUCACACAGAGGUGCGGUGGCUAAGCAAGGGAAAGGUGUUGAAAAGGUACUUCAGGCUGCGUGAGGAUAUCUGUGUGUUCAUGGAAAGCAAAGGGAAAGACACAACAGAGCUCCGUGAUGAAAAGUUCCUGUGUGAAGUCGCAUUUCUGUGUGACAUCGCUGGCCAUCUGAAUGAACUGAACCUGCUGCUGCAGGGGCGGGGCCAUGUCAUCUCUGACAUGUAUUCUACUGUGAGGGCGUUUAAAACCAACUGGGAAACGCAGAUGCGAUAAAAUAACUUUGCCCAUUUUUCGUGUUGCAAGACCAUGCACGAGCUGGUCUCUAAACAGCCUACUGAGCUUAGUGAGCCUACUGUCGUGUUCCCGAGUACACUGUUUGCUGACAAACUCGGCAUACUUGCUGCCAACUUCAGCUGACGAUUUUCCGACUUUGAAGCCCAAAAAAGCAGGCUUCAACUGCUCAGCAUUGCAGUUGACGUGGAAAGUGCACCAGUAAAUCUCCAAAUGGAGCUGAUUGAGCUUCAGUGUAAUGACACCCUGAAGGCAAAAUUUGAGUCCGUGAGCGCUGCUGAGUUUGCACGUUUCAUCCCCGACACAAUGCCUGAGCUGCGCACCCAAGUUGCUCGCACGCUGUCUAUGUUUGGCAGCACAUACCUGUGUGAACAACUGUUUUCGUUGAUGAAACUAAACAAAACAUCACAUAGGAGUCGUCUUACUGAUGAACACCUGAACUCAGUUCUGAGGAUUUCCUCAGCUCAGACGCCAAACAUUGAUGAACUUGUACUCAUCAAGAUGAGACACCAAGAUGUAUUUGAGGCCGUGUCUUGGGAGAACGACUGGGGUCGGGUGCGCUGCCAUAUGGGUGGCAGUGAAGGUCGGGGGUCUCGACGUACUGGACCUGGUGGGAAGAAGCUGGCUCUGGAGACGUGGAUGUCACCUCGCUGUGGGGGAAAGAGCCAGAGCACGGAGUAUUCGGCCUUCUUGGAGGCCCUAGAUGGAGUCCUGCAAGGGGCUCUGUCGGGGGACUCCAUAGUUCUGCUGGGAGAUUUCAACGCACAUGUGGGCAACAAUGGGUAA
Molecule: messenger RNA, 1689 nt
Organism: Solea senegalensis (Senegalese sole)
Lineage: Eukaryota; Metazoa; Chordata; Actinopteri; Pleuronectiformes; Soleidae
Product: general transcription factor II-I repeat domain-containing protein 2A-like
Source: RefSeq, a predicted model, not a curated record